Messenger RNA from Chenopodium quinoa (quinoa), 1317 nucleotides. RefSeq names its product ethylene-responsive transcription factor TINY-like. The coding region runs from base 379 to 1251 and encodes 290 amino acids. Lineage: Eukaryota; Viridiplantae; Streptophyta; Magnoliopsida; Caryophyllales; Amaranthaceae. Gene Ontology annotation, molecular function: DNA-binding transcription factor activity; DNA binding. Gene Ontology annotation, biological process: regulation of DNA-templated transcription. The record is from RefSeq and is a predicted model, not a curated record. The transcript has a single exon.
AUAUACAUACACGGCAAAGAGAUUCUACAUUAUACAAUCACAUAAUAAUUUUUAAUUAAUGAAAAUUUAGAGCUUGACUUUGUAGAUUCAAAGCAUGAUUAGAAUACUAACACGAAGAAUAAUUAAUAUUAAUUAACACUAAUCAAGUAACUAGAUAUUCCCCUUAUUUCCCUCCAAGUCCUGUAUCCCACACGCCCCGCCUCACCUCUAUAGGCGUAAACCUCGUGUCUUUGUCCAUACUCUUCACUCUUUUCCCUCCCUAUAUAAAUCCCUUCUCCCCCCAAAAACCUCUACUAACUUUAUUCUCUCUCUUCCUCCUUGGCUUGUAUUUAUAUCUCUCGAUCACUCGAUAUUAAUCUGUUGUUUAUAAUAAUUCAAAUGGCACCAAAAUAUGAUCAAAAUACAUACCAAGAGAACUCAUCGGACACCUCAUCCACGUAUAACGAUGAGGCGAUGGCGAUAAAUGUGGAUGAAAAAGAAAGCAAUAAUAGUAGUAGUGGGAGUAAUAGUAAGAGGAGACAGAGGGAUACGAAACACCCCGUGUACCGGGGUGUUCGUAGGAGAGCUUGGGGAAAAUGGGUUUCCGAGAUCCGAGAACCUCGAAAGAAGUCUCGGAUUUGGCUCGGGACUUUCUCAUCCCCUGAGAUGGCGGCUCGUGCACAUGACGUGGCCGCCUUGAGUAUCAAGGGUUCUUCUGCUGUGCUUAACUUCCCUGAUCUUGCUCCUUCUCUCCCCCGCCCUCUCUCCAACUCUCCUCGUGAUGUCCAGCUCGCAGCUGCCAAAGCAGCCGCUCUUGAGUUCAACUUCACAACAACCGCCACCACCACAACAACAACCGAAGACAAUGGCAGUUUUAGCAGCAGUAGUAGCAGCACUGCUGCUGCUCCCGCUGGUGCCACCACCCAGGAGCAUGCAACGAAUAGCAGCAGUGCUGCUACUACGGAUGUGGCACCAGCCUCGCCUUCCACAUCCUCAUCAACAACCGCAUUGUCCUCAGACUCCACGGCCGUGUCAGGAGACGAAGAACAACUACUAGGAGAAAUAGUAGAGCUUCCAACUUUGGAAGACGAGUCCGGGUUCGACUUGGCCGAGUUCGUGGACAGAACGUGGUUAAUGUAUGAGUACUGCGACUCGGAUCCACUGCUUCAAUGCUGGGUAAAUAAUGGAAAUACAAGUGCUACUGAGGGGUAUUUUGGGGAACAAGGUUUGAGCUAUAAUACCUCUUUUGACGCUUUGUUAUGGCAUCAUUAAAUGCAAAACCAUAUUUUUUUCCUUAUAAUUUUUAUUUUUUUCUAAAAAAAAAAAAAAAAAAAAAAA